CCGCUACAAACAUUUCUCUAUGUCAAGCAGAGUAACCUCGCUGUUCCAGAGACACCACAUCCGCUUAGAGCACGAGUCGAGGUCUUUCUCCCGGUACAUAUAUCGUGGUGCGGCCAUGUCUUCCCUCUCGACGACGGCCGAGCCAAGACCCAUUGUAUUCUCCGGCCCAUCGGGGACUGGCAAAAGUACCCUUAUAAAGCGACUCUUUGCGAAACACCCCGAUCUCUUCGGCUUCAGUGUCUCCCACACGACUCGAAAGCCCCGCCCGGGCGAGGAAGAUGGCGUUCACUACCACUUCACAUCCCCCGAAACCUUCCAGUCAAUGAUCGCAAACAAUGCGUUUGAGGAGCAUGCCAAAUUUGGAGGGAACUACUACGGCUCAUCCAAGAAGGCUGUCCAAGACGUCGCUGAGGGAAAAGGCAAGAGCAUUGAUGGUUCCACAGCUCCUGGCAAGAGGAUAUGUAUAUUUGAUAUCGAGAUGGAAGGCGUCAAGCAGUUGAAGAAGAGCCAGUUGAACCCAAGGAUAUGCUUUAUUCAGCCCCCCAGCAUUGAGGUUCUGGAGCAGAGACUGCGAGGUCGCGGCGACACGAGCGAAGAAGCAAUCCAAAAGCGUCUAGCCCAGGCCAAGCACGAGAUCGAGUAUUGUAAGACCGAGGGCAAGAAUGACAAGGUCAUCAUCAAUGACGAUCUGGAUGCCACGUUCCACGAACUUGACGAAUGGGUGAUGAAAGAACUUGGCACUGAGGCCUCAGCUUGAUUCAACCAAGCUGCAACAAGGGAAAAAGGGUUGGUGUACGGAGUUUUGAUUUCCGAAACCACAGGGAGGAUGAACAGUCAUGAGAAUUACUUUAUACCCCCAGCUCAAAGACGAAAGGCCCGCUCUCUGCAUAGACGCUACAUUAGAAUAAAGUUUCAGGCGACAAGAAAAGGAUAUGGCAAUCGCUCAAGCUCAACCAUUGCUUUUGUCAAAUCC
Messenger RNA from Cladophialophora immunda, 973 nucleotides. RefSeq names its product guanylate kinase. Gene Ontology annotation, biological process: purine nucleotide metabolic process. The record is from RefSeq and is a predicted model, not a curated record. Gene Ontology annotation, molecular function: GMP kinase activity. The coding region runs from base 20 to 757 and encodes 245 amino acids. Lineage: Eukaryota; Fungi; Ascomycota; Eurotiomycetes; Chaetothyriales; Herpotrichiellaceae. The transcript has a single exon. Gene Ontology annotation, cellular component: cytosol.